Limulus polyphemus (Atlantic horseshoe crab) is the source of this 274-nucleotide messenger RNA. Its product is annotated as meiotic recombination protein DMC1/LIM15 homolog. Lineage: Eukaryota; Metazoa; Arthropoda; Merostomata; Xiphosura; Limulidae. Gene Ontology annotation, biological process: mitotic recombination; DNA repair; DNA recombinase assembly. The transcript is spliced from 3 exons. Gene Ontology annotation, cellular component: condensed nuclear chromosome. The record is from RefSeq and is a predicted model, not a curated record. The annotation marks the transcript as partial. Gene Ontology annotation, molecular function: ATP binding; DNA strand exchange activity; ATP-dependent DNA damage sensor activity.
GGUAUUCUAAUGUCCACAAAAAAAAGACUUUGUGCAAUAAAAGGAUUAUCAGAGGCCAAGGUAGAAAAAAUCAAAGACGUUGCGUCUAAACUUGGGGAACCUAGCUUUUUGACAGCUUUUGAAGUGUGUGAGAAGCGUAAACAAGUUUUUAAAAUUACCACAGGAAGCCAGGAAUUCGAUAAGCUUUUAGGUGGUGGUAUUGAAAGUAUGGCAAUUACAGAAGCGUUUGGAGAGUUCCGAACAGGAAAAACACAACUAUCUCAUACCUUGUGUG